AUGGACAAGCAAAGUGCCAUUGCGCUUGGUGUGACUGCAGGUUUAGGAGUCGGAUAUUUUCUAGGUAAAACGCAAUCUGCUGCUGCAGUAGCAAAAGCUACUACAGAGGAGAAGACAUGCGUGAAGGAUCUAGAUGAGAUAGACCGCCUCAUUCGCCCCAACAUUCUAGCGCUCACUCCAUACCGCUGCGCCCGCGAUGAUUAUAACCAAGGAAUUUUGUUGGAUGCCAACGAAAACAGUUUAGGUCCUCCUCUACACGGCCAUGAGCACUUGAAAGCCAUGGAAUUGGAACGCUAUCCGUGUCCGUAUCAGUUUGAGCUGAAGAAGGCCAUUACUGAAUUUAGGAAUUUGAACUCCAUGGAGAAGAUUAAUGAGACAAACACGUUCCUGGGUGUUGGAAGUGAUGAAGCCAUUGACUUAAUUAUCCGCGUGACUUGCACUCCUCGCGUAGACAACAUAUUGAUCACACCACCGACGUACGGCAUGUACAGCGUGUGCGCCAACAUCCAUGACGUUGCCAUUAUCUCUGUGCCACUUCAAAUUGAGGCACCAGCAGAAAACCUUACGGGUAAAAAGCCCGAUCUGCCGCUGCCAUCCUUCCACAUUGACCCUCAAGAGAUUCUGAAAGCUGCCACGGCGUUAACGAAGGUAAUCUUCCUGUGCAGUCCCGGCAAUCCGACGGCGAAUGUGCUGCGCUUACAGGAUAUAGAAACGAUUUUGGACUCAAAGAAGUACAAGGGUUUUGUGGUGGUCGAUGAAGCUUACAUUGACUUUGCUGACACCCCGAGCUUUUGCACGCUAGUGAACAAGUACAAACGAUUGAUUGUGCUUCAGACGCUUUCGAAGGGCUUUGGGCUUGCUGGGAUCCGUCUUGGCAUUGCAUUCGGUGACCCAAAGCUUAUUCAAGUGCUCAAUAACGUGAAGGCUCCAUACAAUAUUAGCAAGUUGACGUCCGAUGUUGCCCGCAAAGCUUUUUCGAAUUUGGAGCAGCUACGCCAGAGCGUGAAUCUCAUCAAGAAGGAAAAACACCGGGUAAUUAGGGAGCUGCAGAAGUUGUCUUUUGUGCGCCGCAUCUAUUCGUCAGACUCCAACUUCGUGCUUUUUGAGAUCCCCCACGCGCUGAGCGUCUACAGACAAAUGGCUAGUCGUGGAGUAGUCAUCCGCUAUCGCGGCAACCAGCAUUUGCUAGCUGAUUGUGUUCGUGCUACAAUCGGAUCACGCGACGAAAACGACCAAAUGCUUGAGCUGCUUGUUGAAGUAUCGGGCCAACAGUAA
Peronospora belbahrii is the source of this 1275-nucleotide messenger RNA. NCBI's taxonomy places the organism in Eukaryota, Oomycota, Peronosporomycetes, Peronosporales, Peronosporaceae. The record is from the annotation of a GenBank genome assembly.